AUGAACACUCGUUUCAGAAAGUUGUCGCCUCUACCACAGAAGCCGUCUGUCAAAUGGCACCUUAUGCAUGAGGAGUACCAUCCGAUUUUUGCACCAGAACGUCGCGAGCAGGUGGAAUAUUGGUACAACAAGACAGCCACAGGCAGACAACGCAAUACAUUUCGUCGCAUAUGCCAGGAGAUGUACACACUAGACCCUGACAAGGAAGAUCCGGUGUACACUGCAGAGUACACCUGCCAAGUGUCAUUUUGUGAGGUAAGGAUGAUGAUCAAACACUAUGGAGCUGUGCUCUCCGAUUUGGGUAAGAGACUGGCCCGCGUGUGGAUUUUGCAUGUCGCUACCCCACGGGAGAAGGAGAACUUUCGCGAGGUGUUUACGGGGGCACAGUCUCUGUUUUGCCCUGUGACAGUUAUGAAGGCCGACUACACACCACCAGACGAGGAUGCAUACAAAGAGAUUGACCGCACCAACUUUCUCUGCUCCGUUGACUGGACCAACUUGGAGGCUCAAGAAAAGAGAAAGCAGGUCCACCAGCAGAGAUACUUCAGCAGGUCCUUAAGCAUCGCGUCGAAUCGGCCGCGUGUGACAAAGCCAAAGAAUCAGUUUGACGGAGUAUCACCACUAGCUACUUUAGGAUAUGCCGGGGACAGUGAAGAAGCCAUAAGUACACUUCGAAAGAAGCUUGAGGAAACCCGUGAAUCGGACCGGUAUUUCACCGUUGAUGGGCACACCGUCUAUAUUGCGGGGGGACCAAAGAAGGCAAACCCCGUCUUCGCCGGCAGCAAAAAGAAUGCCGUUAUAGCAACCGUCUAUGAUGAUUGA
Messenger RNA from Trypanosoma cruzi, 822 nucleotides. RefSeq lists its product as uncharacterized. Bases 1 to 822 code for a protein of 273 amino acids. The record is from RefSeq and is a predicted model, not a curated record. NCBI's taxonomy places the organism in Eukaryota, Euglenozoa, Kinetoplastea, Trypanosomatida, Trypanosomatidae. The transcript has a single exon.